This is a messenger RNA of Malassezia sympodialis ATCC 42132, 900 nucleotides long. RefSeq lists its product as uncharacterized. NCBI's taxonomy places the organism in Eukaryota, Fungi, Basidiomycota, Malasseziomycetes, Malasseziales, Malasseziaceae. The record is from RefSeq and is a predicted model, not a curated record. Gene Ontology annotation, molecular function: ATP-dependent NAD(P)H-hydrate dehydratase activity. The transcript has 2 exons. Gene Ontology annotation, biological process: metabolite repair. The coding region runs from base 1 to 900 and encodes 299 amino acids.
AUGACUGUGUCGCGCCACUGGGUAUCGCAGGUAAAGACGAUUAUCUCGCCGCUUCUCCCUGAGCUACACAAGGGCCAGGCAGGUCGCGUAUGCGUGCUGGGCGGAUGCCGUGAGUACACGGGCGCGCCGUACUAUGCUUCCAUGUCAAGCAUGCGGCUGGGCUGCGAUAUGUCGUUCACCGUCUGUGCGCCGGAAGCGGCGCCGGCGAUAAAGUCUUACUCGCCGGAUCUGAUCGUGCAUCCAUUGUUAGACCAGCGAAAGAGUCAGGAAGAUGUGCGUGCCGAGCUGCGUACGCUUUUCCAGCGGCUGCACAGUGUCAUUAUAGGCCCCGGCCUGGGGCGGGAUGACUAUAUGCAGUCGUUCGCGCGCGUGGCUAUCGAAGUCGCUCGCGAGUCCAACUUGUACAUGGUGAUUGAUGCGGACGGCUUGUGGCUGGUGCAGAACACGCCUGAGGUGAUCCAGGGCUACCGCCGCGCUGUCCUCACACCGAAUGUGGUCGAGUUUCAGCGCUUGUGUCGCGCCGUGCGGCUCAGCUCGGCGCUGGGUGGCCCUACGAUUCUGGAGAAGGGCCGUGUCGACCGUAUCGCGACCGCCGAAGAUGUGGUCGAAUGCGACAUCGAGGGCGGCCUGAAGCGCUGCGGCGGGCAGGGCGACUUUCUCAGUGGCACACUCGGCACCUUUUUGGCGUGGGCCCAGCGGUACGAAGAGCGUGAGAAGGCGGGCGAAUCGCUCCCUGCAAUCCCUGCCUCCCAGCUCCCGCAGGUGGCUGCUCUGGGUGCCUCUAUGGUUACCCGCACGGCGUCCAAAUUGGCCUUUGCGCGUUACCGGCGCAGCAUGUUGGCGAACGAUAUGAUGUCCGAGGUAGGACCCGCGUACGAGCACCUCUUUGGCUCUGCAUAA